CUCAAACUCUCUCCCUCUCGUCCCUCUCUCUCUCUCUCUCUCUGCCAGAGACCAACAAACCCUAACCCCGAUCCAAAACCGCCGCCGCUCUCUCCUCUCGUCCCUCAUCUCUCUCGCUCGCUCAGAGAAAACCUAAACCCUAACCUCGCUCAAAGCCGCCGCCGAUAUGACGAAGGUUGCUUAAAAAAAAAUCGAGCGGGAGACCUUCGAUCUAGAUCGAUCUAAAACCGAGGAGGGGUCUCGAUUUACCUUCUAAUAAUCUCGUUCUACCCCUUCUAGUUGGAACAGAGGUGACGACGAGGAGGUUUUACCCUCUGGUAAGCUCCAUUUUAAAUGCAUGUCCUUUUUUAUUCGAUUUAACAAACAAGAUUGGGAUUUGACUUGUUGUGUUAUUGAUUUCGGACUUCCGCCGAGGGAAGGAAGGGAAGGGCG
This is a messenger RNA of Linum tenue, 432 nucleotides long. The record is from the annotation of a GenBank genome assembly. NCBI's taxonomy places the organism in Eukaryota, Viridiplantae, Streptophyta, Magnoliopsida, Malpighiales, Linaceae.